Molecule: messenger RNA, 1902 nt
Organism: Chenopodium quinoa (quinoa)
Lineage: Eukaryota; Viridiplantae; Streptophyta; Magnoliopsida; Caryophyllales; Amaranthaceae
Exons: 4
Coding region: 1-1902 (633 amino acids)
Source: RefSeq, a predicted model, not a curated record
AUGUGUAUGAAAAGACAGUUCAUGUUUCUUUCGUUACUCGUUCCUGGUCCUAAAAACCCUAAGGGCAACUUGGAUGUUUACAUGCAGCCGCUCAUACACGAGUUGAAACAGUUGUGGGAAGUUGGGGCAAAUACUUACGAUAUUUCGAGAAAACAAAAUUUCAAUCUUCGAGCAGCCAUCCUAUGGACCGUUAGUGACUUCCCGGCUUAUGGUAUGUUAUCUGGUUGGACCACAACCGAUAAGAAGGCUUGUCCAUAUUGUAUGGAGAAAAGCAAAGCAUUUUGGCUCGAAAAUUGUGGUAAGGUUUCUUGGUUUGACUGCCAUCGUCAAUUCCUUCCGACAAAUCAUCCUUUUCGAAAUAGUAAAAAUGCAUUUUGUAAAAACAAAGUCAAAAAAGGUUCACCACCUCACAUCAUGUCAGGAGAGGAACUUUGGGAAUGUGUGAAAAACCUCCCAAAAGCAACAGAUGGCCCCGAGGCACUGAAACGUGUCACGAAUGCAAAAAAAGGGUGGUUCAAGCAAAGCACUCUAUGGGACCUUCCAUAUUGGAAACAUCUGCUUGUUCGUCACAACUUAGAUGUCAUGCACGUUGAAAAAAACUUUUUUGAUCAGUUGAUUCACACUAUAAUGGACGUGAAAAAGCAAUCUUGUGACACCCCAUCAGCUCGGAAUGACAUUGCUAAAUACUGUAAACGGCCCCAACUACAUCUUCAAGAGGAUGAUAGAGGAAAAGAAUUCAUGCCAAAGGCUCCAUUUGCUCUUGAUAAGGCUCAGAGAAAGGUUUUGUGUGAGUGGGUCAAACAGCUGCGGUUUCCUGAUGGUUACGCUUCCAAUUUGAGCCGAUGCUUUGAUUUGCAAUCAGGUUCCAUAUGCAACGCUUAUCUCACUGAAGAGAUAUCAAACUUCUGCUUCAAUUACUUUCAGCCCUCAAUUGACACAAAAACACGAGAUCUAGGUCAAAAUGUGAAUGCUGAUGUGGAAUCCCCGGCUGACAACAAUGAAAUCCCAGAGUUGUUCACGGUGGAUAAGGGUCGUGUGUCAAAUUUGGGUAAAACUCGGUAUUUAGAUGACAAGGAACUUGAACGUGCUCAUUUGUUCGUUUUAAGAAAUACCGGCAUUCUUGGUGAAUACGAAAGGCAGUUUGAGGACUACAUUCUUAGUACUCGAACUUAUUUGCGUCGAGAAGAUGUCAUGGAGAAAUGCGAAAGUGAAUUCCCUAAUUGGUUUCAUCACAAGAUAUUUGUCGGUGGCUUUAAUUUCCACACACAGUCCUAUGGCAAACACAAAUCUACGAUGAAUUACGGGGUGUGUGUCUCAAGUGAGGACGGUGGAGAGUACUUUGGCAUUUUAAACGACAUAAUUGAACUUGUCUACACCGGUCCUGAAAAAGAGUACAAGACUAUUUUGUUUAGUUGUAGUUGGAUGGAUUGUGGUAAAGGAAUGAACAUUCAUGAACAAUACAAGCUUGUCGAAGUAAAUCAUACUAAGAAGUAUCCCAAGUAUGAUCCAUUUGUCUUAUCUUACCAAGUGUCUCAAGUGUAUUAUGCAUCUUACCCUAGCCUUAAACGUGAUCGGGUUCAAUGGUGGGCUGUAUUUAGAACUCAAGCAAGGUCGGUGAUUGAUGCUCCGGUGGAUUUAGAGUUUUUGCAGGGUCCUACCCCACAAGUACAUGCAACGCUUUGUCCACCAAAUGACAUUCCAGACUAUGAACUUGAUAGUGAUGAUGAUGAUGACGAUGGCUUUAUUAUCUCAAGCGAUGAAGAAGAAGAAAACAUUGGCUCCAGUGACAGUGACGAAGAAGAGGACAUCGAUGUAUUUUUAGAUGACACUAGUGAUAGUAAUAAUGAUAGUGAUAAUGAUAGUGGUAGUAGUGAUAAGAGUAAUGAAGAGGAGAAUAUGUAG